This is a messenger RNA of Trifolium pratense (red clover), 1523 nucleotides long. Its product is annotated as general transcription and DNA repair factor IIH subunit TFB4-like. The record is from RefSeq and is a predicted model, not a curated record. Gene Ontology annotation, biological process: nucleotide-excision repair; regulation of DNA-templated transcription. Lineage: Eukaryota; Viridiplantae; Streptophyta; Magnoliopsida; Fabales; Fabaceae. The coding region runs from base 140 to 1024 and encodes 294 amino acids. The transcript has 12 exons. Gene Ontology annotation, cellular component: transcription factor TFIIH core complex; transcription factor TFIIH holo complex.
CUUUGUCUCUUUAAAUUGAUUUGACAGUCAGAGCCAAAACAAGUGAUGUUGGUGAUUUUAGUGCUGGUUCUUAUGCAACAAUAGUUGGAGCGGAGUUGUGCUACGGUGUGGUGCCAUUGUUUAAGUGAAACCAGACACCAUGGCUUCCGCUCCUUCAAAACAUUACACAGAUGACAUCAGCCUCCUCGUCGUCACACUAGACACCAAUCCUUUCUUCUGGUCCACUUUCUCCUUCCACUUCUCUGACUUUCUCUCUCAAGUUCUCGCUUUUCUCAAUUCAAUACUCCUCCUCGGUCAACUCAACCAAGUUGUAGUUAUCGCCACCGGAUGCAAUUCAUGUUCCUACAUUUACGAUUCCUCUUCCGACAGGAACCAUGCUUCCACUAACGGUACAAUGCCCGCGCUUUAUUCCAAUCUUCUUCAUAAUCUUGAUGAAUUUGCCGCUAAGGAUCACCAAUUCACAACGGAUCAUAAACCGCCAACCGUUCCUUCUUCACUGUUAUCGGGAGCAUUGUCCAUGGCCCUCUGUUAUAUACAGAGAGCUUUUCGUGCAGGACCGAUGCAUCCUCAACCUCGGAUUCUAUGUCUGCACGGAUCUACUGAUGGACCAGAACAGUACGUGGCAAUCAUGAAUGCAAUAUUCUCUGCUCAGCAUUCUUCAGUUCCUGUAGAUUCUUGUUAUAUUGGUUCAAACAAUUCUGCAUUCCUUCAGCAGGCUUCAUACAUAACUGGUGGCAUAUAUUACAGGCCUCCCCAAUUGGAAGGGCUUUUUCAAUAUCUUUCAACAGUGUUUGCAACUGAUUUGCAUUCUCGUGAAUAUUUAAGGCUUCCUAAAUCUUUGGGUGUGGAUUUUCGUGCCUCGUGCUUCUGCCAUAAGCAAACAAUUGACAUGGGCUAUGUAUGUUCUGUAUGCUUAUCCAUAUUCUGUGAGCAUCACGACAAGUGCUCAACCUGUAGCUCUGUAUUUGGCCAGGCUCAAUCUGAUGUUGCCUCAGCAGACAGUCGGAAAAGAAAGGCUUCUUAAUGUUUCCGGGUUUAUAACACUUAUUUUGUCAUGUUCUCAAGAGAGCUUAUCUGUUAAGUCUCUCUUGAUCUCUUCCAUAUAUGUAUCUUAAUGAAAUUUUGGCAUCAAAUUCUGUCUUGGCGGGAAGCUCAGGUUAGUUAUGGAGAUCAGCAUCAAUUGGGACAACAUUAACAAAACUACAGGCUCUCUUCAUAUGGGAGGGAGCUGCAUAACAGGCUUUUGUCUGAAAGGUUUCGUGCAUUUGGAAGGCUAUGAUUUGAAUGAUGUUCAAAUCUUCUAAUGAACUCUUUCCUUUUGAUGGCAUUUAUUCCUUCGUGAUGAUGAGCUAUCAUGAAUUUUUGUUGUGUCAAAAAGUGAGCUAUGUUUAAAGGUGUCUCUAAUGAUGGCAACUGAUAACAUAGUAAAGAAAGUGUGUCGAUGGCUUUAUAAACAGAUAUCUGAUCUCCCACCUGAAUUGAUUUAUAUUCUUUAUACAUGGAAUGAUGAAAUUGAUUUAUCA